Molecule: messenger RNA, 699 nt
Organism: Trichophyton benhamiae CBS 112371
Lineage: Eukaryota; Fungi; Ascomycota; Eurotiomycetes; Onygenales; Arthrodermataceae
Exons: 3
Coding region: 1-699 (232 amino acids)
Source: RefSeq, a predicted model, not a curated record
AUGAAGCCCUACUGCAAAUUGGCCGCUUCUUUGCUUUUUCAGUCUGGCUUCUCUUUUGCUUCUUUGUGCUGCCUUGGAGAGAAAAGAAACGAAGAGAAGAAGCGUUCGAAGCAGCCAGCAGAAGAAGAAGAAGAGGCAGAGACAGAGACGGAGGCUACAGAGGACGGAGUACAGAGUAUCCGUACGUACAGGGAGACGGAAGAUGAUAAGAUGAAAAAGCAACUGCAGCAGCCAUCCAUGCCAGCCCAUCUCUCAGAAUCGGCGUUAUGGCCAGAACUGUUUCUCGCCGGCCCGCUUAUUGAGUCAGUCCAGUCCAUCAAGUCAAGCCAGAGUCAGAGCGAGCCUGCAUGGAGGGAAGAAGAAAAGCUUUCUGUGACGAGCUCUCGCAGCGGCCUUACUCUUACGCAGGAAGAUGCAUACUCGGGUGCAUAUACUCUGCUCUGGGCUUUACUUUACCCUCUCUCUCUCUCUCUCUCUCUCUCUCUCUCUCUCUCUCCUCCAUCAGAAGAAACAGAUGGCGAGAGUCAGUGUGAAAUUGCAAAAAAGGGGCUGAUGAAGAAGAUGAAACACGACUCUUCCGACAGAGAUGCUGGAGCAAGCAAGGGGUUUUUUUUUUUGAAGAUAAUAAAAAAUAAAAAAAAAAUAAAAAAUAACUUCAAUGCCCAUGCAGGAUUUUCUGCGCUUUUCUCUGCUUCAUGA